Cololabis saira (Pacific saury) is the source of this 2241-nucleotide messenger RNA. It is a transcript of the gene gas2l3, whose product is annotated as growth arrest-specific 2 like 3. The transcript has 9 exons. Gene Ontology annotation, biological process: actin crosslink formation. Gene Ontology annotation, cellular component: actin filament. Lineage: Eukaryota; Metazoa; Chordata; Actinopteri; Beloniformes; Belonidae. Gene Ontology annotation, molecular function: actin filament binding; cytoskeletal adaptor activity; microtubule binding. The coding region runs from base 154 to 2241 and encodes 695 amino acids. The record is from RefSeq and is a predicted model, not a curated record.
ACGGGAGUGAUACAGACACGAGAGACCGCUGGAGACCCGACCACUUAAACACCAGCUCCAGCAGCAAACACACCGACAUCCUCCGUGAGAAGCCUGGGACUUGUUAUCUGCAGCUUUCCCGAAUGAAGAAGUGAGUCUGCUGCGAGCACCGUCAUGGCUGUCCAGGCCGGCAUCCAGGCGUGGUUCGGCGAGAAGUUCGACGCCCCCCUGAUGAGCCCCAGGAGCCCCCGCAGCCCGCUGGCGCAGCGGCACGGCCCCGGCCUGGCCGACGUCUUCCAGUACGACCAGUGGCUGGCGGUGCGACACGAGGCCACGCUGGUGCCCAUGCAGGAGGACCUGGCGCUCUGGCUCUCCGCCAUGCUGGGAGAGGAGGUCCGGGCCGAGUUCUUCAUGGAGGAGCUGAACAACGGCGUGAAGCUGUGCCGGCUCAUCGGCGUGCUGCAGGAGAAGGUGGCCCAGAACUGCCCCGCCGCUCUCAGCAAGCUCUUCCCCAUGAGGAAGGUUUCCUGCAAGCGCGACGCCUCCCCAGGCUCCUUCUUUGCUCGAGACAACACGGCCAACUUCCUGUCCUGGUGUCGCCAUGUGGGCGUGGAGGAGACGUACCUGUUUGAGUCGGAGGGCCUCGUUCUGCACAAGGAGCCCCGGCAGGUCUGCCUCUGUCUGCUGGAGAUCGGCCGCAUCGUCUCCAAGUACGGCGUGGAGCCCCCCGUGCUGGUAAAGCUGGAGAAGGAGAUCGAGCUGGAGGAGACCCUGCUGAUGACGGAGCCGCCCCGCGUGGCGGUGAAGACCUUCAGCGUGUGCUGCCAGCACGGCUGCCUGUACCAGCCCGGGGAGCAGAACAUGGAUGAGCCGCCCUGCAACUGCUCCAACAGGGUCUCCAUCGAGUACCUGUCCGAGGGACGAUAUAGGCUGGGAGACAAGACCAUCUUCAUCCGGAUGCUUCAUGGGAAACACGUGAUGGUGCGCGUGGGCGGCGGCUGGGACACCCUGCGUGGCUUCCUGACCAAGUACGACCCGCUGAGGGUGCUGCAGUUCACCACGCUGGAGCAGAAGAUCCUGGCCUUCCAGAAGGGCCCGCCGGGGCUGGGGGGUCACCACGGCAACGCAGCGCCACCCCCCCCGCCGGACAUGGACCCUCUCACCGCCGUCAACGACCUCAUCUCCUCCUCCUCCUCGGCCUCCUCCUCCAGCUGCUCCUCGUCCUCCUCGUCUGCGCCCGGCGCCGGUCCGCCGGGUCGCCCGUACACCCCCUCCCCCGCCUGCACCCCCCCGCCCCCCAGGAAGGGUUCUGUGCCAAAGAAGCUCCUCCAAACGGCCCCCCCAUCCCCCUCCCCCCGGAAGCCCACCCAGCUCCCCAUAACCCCCUCCAGCAGGGCUCCCGGCUCCCAGCCCUCCACGCCCCUGGGGGGCGCCGGUGCCGGCGGGCCCAGCCCGGGGGGGCAGCGGAGAGUCCUGACCCCGUCAGCAGCUCCGGCUAGAAACCCCCCCUCCAGAGCCAAGCUCCGGCCGCAGGGCGCCCCCCCCCAGCCCCGGAGCCCCGUCUGCCCCGAGCCCUCGUCCAAGUGCCCCAAGCCCUCCAGCCCCUGCACCUCCCCCCCCGCCGCCGCCCGCCUGGCCCGCCCCGCCGCCGCCGCAGCAGAACCAGCCCCCGCCUCUAAGGAUACCCGCCCCCCCACGGGCGCCAGCCAGCGCCCCCGCCUGGCGCAGCGCCGCCCCGGCUCCCCGGCCUCGCGCCUGCGCCUGGAGGCGGCCAGGCGGGCCAGGGCGGCCACCAGGGGCGUGACCACGCCAACGCCCAGAGCGGGGGCCGCCGCAGCCGCCCCGCUGCCCCGGAACCCCCCGCCCAGCUCACGGACAGCCCCCCCAGCCCUGACCAGACCUGCCGGCCCCCCCAAGGAGGCUGCAGCCAGAGCCAAGGUGGCAGCGCCGAGCAGAGCUGCCGCUCCGCAGGGCGGUGCCCCCAUCGCUGGGCGGGUCCCAGCAGUGAGCACCACCGCCAACCCCACUAAAGCCAAUCAGAGAACACCGGCCGCAGCUCAGAGGGCGGGGCGGAGACAAGCAGCCGCCGGUAACCCGGGCAACGCCAAGGCCUCCUCAAAACCCGGACCAGGUCCAGCCGGAGCCCUGCAGAAAGGCAGCACCCCCACCCUUGCCGCCGCCACCAAGAAGCUCCCCCCCGUCCACGGCAAGACGGAGGACUCUUACUUUGAGAUGAACUGUGGGAGGAAGCUGAAGACGUAA